Cercocebus atys (sooty mangabey) is the source of this 1986-nucleotide messenger RNA. RefSeq names its product small integral membrane protein 15 (gene SMIM15). The transcript has 3 exons. The coding region runs from base 418 to 642 and encodes 74 amino acids. The record is from RefSeq and is a predicted model, not a curated record. NCBI's taxonomy places the organism in Eukaryota, Metazoa, Chordata, Mammalia, Primates, Cercopithecidae.
GGGGAGUGGGAUCCAAGCCCCUGGGGCGAGGUAGAGGAAGCUGGCGGCUACCGCUUCCGUGGUUUUCUCCUGGUGUCCAGCAGAAACGGCGGCGGCCCCUUGCGCCAAUCCAGGAUUCCCCAGGACCCUCGGCUCUGCGCGAGAACGGGCCCGCGCUUGCCAAGGCCGAGGGGCAGGAGUGAACGUGGCCCCCGUGGGUCUGCGGCCCCGAUAGGGUAAGGAAGGAAGAGUGAGCAGCGGAGAAACCUAGCCAAUUGUACAGAAUUUAAAUCAUCUCUCAGAUGUGUACAGUAGAACUCAAGAAGACAGACUACCAAGGGUCAUCUGAAGUCGUGAUUGGGUCACUAAUAAUACCAGGACAAAGUUAGAGAUCACUACUCAAGCAUAAGCCCCAGUUUUCAUAAGACUGCAGUGAAGAUGUUUGAUAUAAAGGCUUGGGCUGAGUAUGUUGUGGAAUGGGCUGCAAAAGACCCAUAUGGCUUCCUUACAACUGUUAUUUUGGCCCUUACUCCACUGUUCCUAGCAAGUGCUGUACUGUCUUGGAAACUGGCCAAGAUGAUUGAGGCCAGGGAGAAGGAGCAGAAGAAGAAACAAAAACGCCAAGAAAACAUUGCAAAAGCUAAACGACUAAAAAAGGAUUGAAGGACUGAACAGGCUCUGCAACCAGAGGAAAAUCAUUUGGAAAAUUAUGCAGCUUUGGAAGAACCCACUAAAGUUUCUUCUUUGGAUUUCUUGACAGUAUUAUUUAGUGACCAAAUGGAAGAAUCAUGUUAGUUCUGACCUCAAUACUAUAGUAACUUUUAGGCUUGGGUGUAGAAGUUUGUAGGUUUCUAUUGACAGUUAUUGUAAAUUAUCAUUUACUGUGGUACAAAUUCUUUAUAACUGACUUAGUCAUUUGCCGCUUAGCAGUUUAUCUACUGAAAUGAAAACAUCCUGUGGGGAAAAGUGACUUUAGAUUAUGAACUCAAUUCAAAUGAACUCUAUUUAAAAUGGGGUCCUGUUUUGGACAAAGGAAAUUAAGAAUGUAAAAGUCAGAACUGUCUUGUUUGAGGUAAAAGUGUGCUUUGGCUUAAAAGAGAUACAGUAUAUUAAUUACGUCUUUUAUUAUUAUUGCUUAUUUCUUAGAAUCAUUUCUGGCUUUCUCAAAACAAAAUAAUAUUAAUCGAUGAGUACUUCUAUUUGCUGCAUUUUUCUUAUAGUCUUUGAGACAGCUGGUAAUUAUUAAGUCAUUUUGCAUUUUUUAAAACAAUUUUAUAAAGCAUUCUCUUAUCUUGACUAUGUAGAAUACCACCUACUGGAUAGAACAAUUUCUGUACUCACAAACACUGCCAUUUUCUUAGAGAUGGCUUGUUGAGAGGAGUAACACUAUGGUUUAAAGCUUGCAGUAAAAAUGCCAAACACUGUAGUACUUUGGAACCGGUUUAUUCUUGUGCUAAGCAGAACUGUAAAACAGUUAAAAUGUCUUAUCAAGUAAUUCGCUGAUUAUAUAGACACCACUUUUGUGUUUUAUUUCAUUCUUUGUUUUAACUCAAGUGGUAGUGAUAUUUAAUACUUUCUGAUCAAACAGUUUCAAAGUAAAACUUUAAAUUUCACAUUUCUUUUAAAGAACUUGUAAAGCAUAACAGUGAUGUCAUACUUCUUAAGUGGUAAAGAAAGGUAUAAAAUUUGGAAACAUUUUGUUGGGCAUAGUAGUAAUUGGGUGAAAAGGAUAAAUUAUAUCAAAAUGAGAAUGUGCUGUAAUUGGAAGUAAGGAGCUAAAGGAUGUUUCUUUCAGUUAAGUAGUAUAACUGGAAUGUUUUACUAUUAAACGUGGCUUUUAUAAAUGCAUGGUCCAGUAAUUUUGUUCACUGUUAGUAUUUAAUUCACUGUCAGCUUAUUAAUGUUUUCUGUACCCUGAUAAUGAAUUUUAAAUUACAAAAAAUUAUCCAGCAGCUACAGUUUAAAAAUGAACCUAGAUAUUAAAAUAAAUUUGAUAAUUUUUUGUAA